AUGAAUGAGAGCCCGCCGCGCAAGCGGUUGAAGAGAGCUACCAAGAGCUGCUUUCAAUGCCGCAAACGAAAAGUCAAGUGCUCCCUCACGAUCAGAGAUGAAGGUGACUGUGCUGAGUGCGUCAAGAGUGGCACCCAGUGCUCCCUCGAGGCCCCAUCAAACCAUGGAAUACCAGCUGCUCCUUCAGCCGGCGUUGAUGACCAUGGGUCAAGGCUGGAUCGGAUUGAGUCGUUAUUAACGAGGCUUGUGCAGUCACAAGAGAGACAGCAAGCUGACACUAUUCCUGCCGAAGGCCAGCCUGCUAUGCCUGGCGGAAUCUUCGAUGAGGCUUUAUUCGAUGGCUUGGAAGACUUUGGGCAGGAGUACCAGCAGACGAUGGCGCCGACAGUAUAUGAUAAUCGUGUGACGGAUUUUGGAGCCCCGUCCUUUACCCAUGCGACCGGCGACGCGCCAAACCUUGAGAUGGGCCGCAUGAGAUGCAUGCCCGUGCCAAAUGUCAACGCUGUUUUGGCCACUACGGCAGACAGCCAAGUUUCGGAGCACUCCCUGGUGACGCUGCUCCCGUCCCCACAAGAUGCAGUCACAAUCACAAUCAACACCCUCGCUUGGCUCUGGGGUGCUGAAACGCCGUCCGGCAGUGUCUUUAGGCCGGAUGACACCAUUCAGCUCUUAGACCUGGCAACAAUUUCAAAGGGCAGCCCGAUUCAAGUUGCCAAGAUGCUACUUCUGUUUGCCCUAUACAUGCAGCAGCUUCCGGAUGACUUUGAUGAAUCUUUGCUCGGGUUCGAGGACAUGAGUCGGACGAUCGACUUGAUCGUAGAGAGAUCCAAGGCUUACAUCAUGACGCAUGAGGACGAGGCCUGCUCUACGAAUGGCAUAGAAUCUUUGCUCGUUCUGGGCACCAUCUAUCUGAACAGUGGCGACAUCAGGCAGACUUGGUCUACCUUUCGGAGAACCCUUGACAUGGCUAGGCUUGCCGGCCUUCACCAGAGCUUCUCCGACGCCAGGCGCGACUCGAAGAGCGACGAGGACGCGCUCCUGCGGCGCUUGUGGCUUUCGGCUGCCUGCGGGGACUCGUACUACAGCCUACUCCUAGGCCAGGAGCCGGCUACGGGGCCCGACGCGUUUGGCACUGAUCACGAGAUGUGGACCGAUCCUGUCGCAGAGAAAGAGGCCAACGUCCAGCGACUCAUCUGCACUGUCAUGGCGGGACUGGCAGAAAGGAAUGCACAAGGCCGUCACCAUGAUGGGGAUGUGGCCAGAAAGCUCGAGGAUCGUCUCAUUACAAUAUACAGCAGCUUGCCAAGCACUUGGUGGGAUACGCCCAGCUUCGCCCCAGGGCGAUCUCUCGACUCCGCGCAGGAGCCUACCCGACUGUUGUGCCAGAUGUGGUACUUUACGACGCAAAUGUUCCUUCAUCUACCCCUGGCUUUCAGCUCUUCUGGAGAGACAGCCUGCUACGACCUGAAGGCGUGCAGAAACGCGGGCAGAAACACGCUCAGCCGGCACGUCGGGUCGCAGCACGCAAAAGAGCAGCUCUCCCGUUGCCGAGGCGGCGAGCAAGCGGCUUUUCUGUCGGCGGUGGUCCUCCUCAUGUGCAUCGUUCAGCGUCGAAUCCAGUUCAUGCACGGAGUACGCGAGAAAACAGAAAAGCCAUGGGCCAUGUCGUUUGACCUGGACAGAACCUUGGUCCAGCAGACUAUCGCUUCUUUCGAGGCACGUGGGAAAGGUGGGCGUCGAGAGCCCAUUUCGAAGCAAUGUGCGGAGAUUCUCACGGCGAUGCGAGAUCUUGCCUUUAGAGAGGACUUGAUGGAAGCCGCCGGGGAGGGAGCUAUUGGCAAACAUAGGCUUGAGAGGCUCGAGAUGGAGAAGCUCGUGGACUCUGCUAUCCGACCUUCUCUCCGCCGCUCGAGCCCGGCUGGACGAUUGCUGGAUCUGACUUUUGGUAUUGAUUCGAGAAUCCAGGCAUCACCUGAGUGA
Emericellopsis atlantica is the source of this 1980-nucleotide messenger RNA. RefSeq lists its product as uncharacterized. Gene Ontology annotation, biological process: DNA-templated transcription; regulation of DNA-templated transcription. The record is from RefSeq and is a predicted model, not a curated record. Lineage: Eukaryota; Fungi; Ascomycota; Sordariomycetes; Hypocreales; Bionectriaceae. The transcript is spliced from 2 exons. Gene Ontology annotation, molecular function: DNA binding; DNA-binding transcription factor activity, RNA polymerase II-specific; zinc ion binding. Bases 1 to 1980 code for a protein of 659 amino acids.